AUGAACCGUCAACUCGGCAUCAGGCCGCCAGCGGCCGUGCCUUCACGCAACCCGGCCACCGUGUGCCGCUUCCACGCCCGGGGCAUCUGUCGAGCAGGCGACGAAUGUCUUUUCGUUCACGAGAACGUCGAAUCUGCGCCCAGAGCCCGAGUAGACCCUCCUCCAAGGCCCUUCAUGAGGGCUCUGACGGAGCAGGCAAUGCCACUACCCUGCAGGUUCUUCCUUCGUGGCCAAUGCAACAAGGGCGAGACCUGCGGAUUUUCUCACGCUCAAGCACCGCCAUCCAGUGGAACGGCGGCAGAGGAAACACUGCCGGUCGAUGCUCGGGCCCAGAUUCCCUGUUCCUUCUUUGCGAAGGGGAUUUGUCGAAACGGAGACGGUUGUCCCUAUCUACAUACUGGAGACACGCAACACAUUAGUACCAUCCCAGAAGACACGUUGGUCAGCUUGUGUUCAAUUAAUGAGGCAGAUGUGUUUGCAUCAUUGGAAGUACUGAUGAGGGUCCAGAUUCCAGCGAUGGAAAGAUGCACUCGCGAUCUAUUCGGCGCUUCUAUCAGCUUCGGGCCAGGGGCAUCAGUGGAGAAUAUCUCGCUCUCUUCGGACUAUUCCACUGCGAGAAUCACGAACCUCCCUGCUGGAAGCGGCUCAGGGUACGUUUCCCUUGUCCUCAGCCGCCUCGGGCUUGAAGUGCCGCCGAAUUGCGUUCGUGUGCGACCAUAUGGGCAGGACAACCCGACCAUCGCGGCGGACGUCAGGGUCGAGGACCCAAACUUUGCCAAAUCCCGUUAUGCCAAGUACGAGACGGGCGAGCUGGCCAAAGUCGACGGCUUGUUGGACGUGAAAGACUUCGCCCUCGCGUUGCCGGCCGCCAACGGUGCGGGCGGCUUCGCUCACCGUGUCAACUGCAGGAAGAUCAUCUGCUCUUGGCACAAGCCGCUACGAGUGGCACUGCUCAAGUUUGACUCGGAGGAAGUGGCCAGGGAGGUUUUUGACGGCUUCUCUACGGGAGCAUACAAAGACCUCGGCUCUGCAGUCUCUUGCCGACUCGGCCAGGUCGAAGGCCCAUACUGGGGAAGCCGAGGAUACCAAAGGCGGUUCCCUUCGGAGUCGCGAAAGUGGACUUUGACGCUUCGAGUGCCUCUCCAGGCUAAUGAUAAAGAUAUACUACGGACAAUUCCCAGGAACGCCAGACCAAGGGACGUAGGGUUCGAAGGCACGACGUACCGGCUAGGGGACGAGUGCAGCGCGAGACAGCUCGCCAUGAUCGAGAAGCUCUUGACAAAGAUCGGCUCUCUAGAGAUGAAACUGACCGCCAACAUGGAGAUUCCGGGGAAGCGGGUCAAAGCCAUGGCUCGAUUCGUCGACGAGGCGGACGCGAAGGAGGCAGUGGAGAUUCUCAACAACAUCCGGCUGCCCUUCAACGAGACCGACAAGCUCAACGUCAACUUGGUGUAUUCAUCGACCUACAAAGUGGCGACCAAGGUCUUUGAAGCCGUGUGGGGAGACGUCGAGGCGGCCAAGGUUGCGUCCAGCGAGAAACACAUCCAAUUCAAGCACUUCCCGCCUACGAACGGCUACAUCUCCUUGCGGCUGGAAGGCGAGGACCGCGGGGACCUCGCCGCCGCCGAAAAGGUGGUCGACACCAUCCUCCGCGGCCAGACGGUGACCGACAAAGAGGGGACGAAGCCCUUCUGGAACCCGUCUUUUGGUAACCGAGCAGGGGCAGAAAAGGCUCUCCGGAAAAUCGAGCAGUCGUUCCGGGUCGCUUUCCAUUGUCUCCCGUCCAAGACAGAGGUCAGAGUCUUCCGAUGGGCCAUCCACGGCGGCUUCCAGGACCUGAGGGACGCCUUGGGCCCCGAGAACGUCAUGCUAAGCGUCCUGCCGACAGCCAGUAGAAUCGAGGUCAUCGGCCCGCGGGCGUCGUACGACCUCGCCAUGGACAUCAUGUCUGGGCGGCGGGAGAGUACGAAGACGACCGCUUCUGCGCAGAAGCGGACCGAGGAGAGCCCGGGGAUCGACUGCUCCGUGUGCUGGACCGAGGCCGGGGACCCGUUGACGACCCGUUGCGGACACGUCUCCUGCCGCGACUGCUUCGAGAACUUCUGUCGGUCCGCCGACUCGGGCGACGCCGGCUCCGACCUGCGGUGCCUGGCGGACGAGGGCUCCUGCGAUACCGUCUUCGACCUUCUAGAGCUGGAAGAGCACCUUCCGUCCCUCGCCUUCGAGGAGGUCCUCGCCUCGUCCGCCAAGUCGUACAUCGCCAAGCAGCCCCUUACGUUCCGCUACUGCCCGACGGCGGAAUGCGGCCUGGUCUACCGGGCGGCGCCGGCGGACCGUCCGGGGGUGUUUGCGUGUCCCGGUUGUGCCCAGAGCGUGUGCACGGCGUGCCAUCACCCUCACGCGGGCCAGUCGUGCGCGGAGUACAGGUACGCCGCCUCCGGGUGCGAGGAGGCGUUCGACAGGGCCAAGGCGGAGCUGGGGAUCAAGGACUGCCCCAGGUGCAAGACGUCGAUCCAGAAGUCGUCCGGGUGCAACCGCAUGACGUGCGGCGGGUGCGGGGCGCACAUCUGCUGGGUCUGCCUGGACACGUUUGCGAACGGUCAGGCGUGUUACUCUCACAUGAACAGGAAGCAUGGGUCCAUAUUUCCUGAAGAUCCUCUGUACGAUCUAUGA
This is a messenger RNA of Colletotrichum higginsianum IMI 349063, 2673 nucleotides long. Its product is annotated as Ariadne ring. The coding region runs from base 1 to 2673 and encodes 890 amino acids. The transcript is spliced from 2 exons. Gene Ontology annotation, cellular component: ubiquitin ligase complex. NCBI's taxonomy places the organism in Eukaryota, Fungi, Ascomycota, Sordariomycetes, Glomerellales, Glomerellaceae. The record is from RefSeq and is a predicted model, not a curated record. Gene Ontology annotation, biological process: protein linear polyubiquitination; proteasome-mediated ubiquitin-dependent protein catabolic process. Gene Ontology annotation, molecular function: ubiquitin binding; zinc ion binding; ubiquitin-protein transferase activity.